Molecule: messenger RNA, 1408 nt
Organism: Apis dorsata (giant honeybee)
Lineage: Eukaryota; Metazoa; Arthropoda; Insecta; Hymenoptera; Apidae
Gene: Idgf4
Product: chitinase-like protein Idgf4
Exons: 6
Biological process (GO): chitin catabolic process; carbohydrate metabolic process
Cellular component (GO): extracellular region
Molecular function (GO): chitin binding
Source: RefSeq, a predicted model, not a curated record
GUAUCAAAGUCUCCGGCGAACGAGUCGCCGCGGACAGUCCGCUUCUUCCUUUCGAAAAGAGUCAGCGAAUGGUCGCGAAAAUGAAAGUGUUAAUUUUCGCCGCUGUUGCGGUGUUCUGCGUCCAAUCUGUGCUCACUGUCGACACACACGAGCACAAUAAGAUUGUGUGCUAUUGGAAUACCACGGCCUUCGAGCGACAAGGGCCAGGAAAAUUCCAGCUGGACGACGUUCAGUCGGCCCUCUCCCUUUGCACGCAUUUGAUCUAUGGAUUCGCGGGGAUCAACGCGGAGACGUUCGAAGUCGUUCCUCUGAAGCCAUCACUGGACACAGGAGUCGGAUACUCUUAUUACAAACUCGUCACUCAGCUAAAGAGAUCAUUCCCAAAUCUCAAGAUCUAUCUCAGUAUAGGUGGCAACGCCGAUCCUGAUGACGAGACUCAUAAAUAUCUCGUUCUCACGGAGACAUCGCAAUCGAGAUCGAAAUUCAUCAGCUCAGUGAAUCGGCUCCUCAACGACUACGAUUUCGAUGGGAUCGACCUGGCUUGGCAGUUCCCACCUGCCAAAGUUAAGAAGGAACGCGGUACAUUUGGCUCGAUCUGGCACGGCAUCAAGAAGACCUUCGGCUACGGUAAAUUCAAGGACGACAAAGAGGUGGAGCAUCGUGACGGUUUCACCAUCUUGGUCCGCGACUUGAAGGCCCAGCUCAGGCCAAGAAUGAAGGAUCUGACGAUUGGUGUCCUACCUCACGUGAACAGCAGUGUUUAUUACGACGCGAGAUUGUUGGCGCCCAAUAUCGACGCCGUCCACCUCUUCACUUUCGAUCAAAAUACAUAAAAAUAUGGGCGAAGUAUCGAUUCCGUUUCAAGGUACUGGCUGGAGAACGGGACUCCGGGUUCCAAGAUCGUUGUUGGGAUUCCAACGUACGCCCGUACGUGGAAGCUGACGUCGGACAGUCAAAUAUCAGGGGUGCCACCUAUAGUGACCGACGGGCCGGGGGCCGAGGGGCCGCACACCAACACGCCAGGGCUUCUUUCGUACGCAGAAGUUUGCUCGAGGCUGACCGAAUCUGCCGUGGGUCGUUUGAGGCGCGUCGGUGAUCCGUCGAAGAAGUAUGGCAGUUACGCUUACCAACCUUACAACGAGAACACAGGGGCGGAUGGAAUUUGGGUCGGUUACGAGGAUCCCGACACGGCUGGGAACAAGGCAGCCUACGCCAAGGCGAAAGGUUUGGGCGGAGUGGCCAUCUACGACUUGUCGUUGGACGAUUUCCGCGGUGUCUGCACAGGGGACAAGUAUCCUAUAAUAAGGGCCGCUAAGUUCAAGCUGUAAAAAAGUUAUUAGAGAGACAAUAUAUAUAUAUAUAUAUAAAUGAAAAUGUGGCCAAUUUGCAUAAAGUUUGGAAGUUAUUU